ACUUUGACCACUACUGGAAAGACCUGCUUUCAAGACAAUGCUAAAGAAUUAUUCAUCCUAUUAAUUUCCUGAGGGAAUUAUGACUCUACCAGUCUUGUUUUAAAUAGGUAGUUACUGCACAAAACCACUCAGUUGAAGGGUAACCUCUGUGGUUUUUAGGUUACAGCCAUUAUAGGUCACCAUUCCUCCAAAGCAAAAUGCCAUUAGCUUCACUGUGAAAAGAAACACUGUGCAUUAGGGGUUUCCUUUCAGCCUGACACUCUCAUUCUCCUUUUCCAUGAGAAGUUAAUGUGGGCCAAGUGUGGGAUGCUAGCCAGCACAGUGCAGCUGUUGCACUGGGACAGUUCACUGGUGACACUGUGAGACCAAAGGACCAGAGUCUCACUCUGAGCAAUGGUUCAUUAGCCAAACAAGUUAACCAUGGCUGUUACCACUUCUGCACCUUUCCCUUCCCAGAGAAACAGCAGCCCAUUUUCAUCUCCUGAGCCCACUGCUGAAGGCUGUCCUGUUUCCUUCUGUUUCCCAAAUGUAACUAAAGUUUGAUCCAAAGAAAACAUUUCCCCUCCAGACAAGGACAUUCCUUCCAUCAAAUACAAAUUCCUGGAGACAAAUACCCUUCAGAGAGUCAAUCUUUCAACUAACUCACCGCUUGCAGGGAAAAUGUGCAAGGACAUGAGACCUACUUUUUAAGUUUUCAAUAGUUUCCAUGCUAAAUGCAACAGCAUCAUACCUGAAAGUAGGCAGAGCAUUCCAUAAAGUCACCUGGAAAAGAGAUUGCAAUUGUGCAGCUAUCUUGCAACUUGGGACACCAUAGAGGAGGUGGGGAAUUGAAUUUUCUGGAAAAGCAGGAAAAGCAGGUUGAGCAAACAGCACUGGACACAUCAUGGGGACUGUUGAUCCCACCUUGGGACAUGAGAAGGUGUGAGACAUUAUGUUGCAAAAGUUUGAUGAUAGUUAUUGUCACUUACAGAUAUCAGAGAAGUCAAGUUAUGAUGCUUUUCACUGAGAAAUUAUCAGACUGCCUUUCUCACUGUGCCAAGCAAUGUUCUUUUAUGUAAAGCAGAACUGUUGCUGUGCUGUCACCAACAUCCUGUUGUUUCACUCCUUUCCUUACCCCAUUAGUCGAAGGCAUCAUGCAGUUGCAAUGGUGUUCCCAAGAACACAUCCCUCUUAUCUGGUGUUCUUCUAAAUGCUCAUCUGCCCAUGAUGAAACUCAAGUUCUGCUGAAGACACUUGUGAGUUAAUUGGCUGGACAGGCUGAUCCUCAUGUAGAAGGAUUCUACUUAGUUUAUAGCCCAGCUGCCCAAGGACACGGAGCAAGUCCUUCUGCCCACGGCCAUCAAGCCAAUCUCAGUGAGGAUGGAGCCCUCAAGCUGACUUCAGCUAAUUCAGCCCUUAAGCAAAGAUCUCCAGAUACUGUGUUUUCAGAGGUGAUGGAAAUGGCUUAGGAUAAAGAAGAACUCUUGUUUGUUCCCUCACUGGGAAAAAGGUUACAUGUAGUGUUCAGGCUUUCUUUGGCACUGGAGUGUGCUUAAUGCAGAAUAAGGUGGGUUUCAUGAGUUGUGCUGUUCACUGGAAAACAGAUUUAGGUCAGUCUGAAAUGUUAAAUUUAACACAAACCAAAUGAAAAGCAAUAGCAGAGACGGUAUUCUUGAGGCACUAUGUUGAGAAAAGCUGUACACUUCCUCCUUUUAAUCUUAAAAGAUUACAUUUGAAGCAGCCCCUCAGUUGGGCAACAGUGCAGAUCAAGGUCUGCCACAGCCCCAGUGAGCUGCAACACCCAGGUCCCAGCUAAGCACACUAACCACUGAUUUAUGGGUAGUCUCUACACCCUCCUGCUCCAUGGUGCGUUUGGGAUGGUGAAUUAACCAGAUCAUCUUUUUCAUCACCAGGAUUUCCCCACUUCUGAAACACUGCCAAAUCAGCACUCAAACACGCUCUGCAAUGCGUGCUGCCAGCUCAUGACACUCACAGCUGCUUCCCUGAAGUGCUCAUUUUGUUUUGACUUCCUUUUAUCGGCGCAGGUUUCUGCCAGUGAGCCAGUCUGCUGCUGGAGACGGAGCAGCCGCCGUGGCAGGAGGCAGAGGCACUCAAAGCAGAGCCCAAGAUGUGGAGCCUCCUGGUGCUGCUGUGCUGCCAAGGAAUUGCCUUCUCAGCAGGACUCCCAGCAGCCUGCACUCCAGCUGCUGACACGAGCCGCUGCAGGAGGAGCCGCAACCCCGAGUGCUUCAUGAAUGUUAGUGAAAUUAUCAGGUAUCAUGGAUUCCCCAGCGAGGAAUAUGAAGUUACCACAGAGGAUGGAUACAUUCUCGCUGUUUACAGAAUUCCUGCUGGGAGGAAUGACCACAAUGCAGGGCCAAGGCCUGCAGUAUUUCUGCAACAUGCUUUUCUAGGAGAUGCUACUCACUGGAUUUCCAACCUGCCCAACAACAGCUUGGGCUUCGUGCUCGCCGAUGCCGGCUAUGAUGUCUGGCUGGGAAACAGCAGAGGCAACACCUGGUCUUUGAAACACAAGACCCUUAAGCCCUGCCAAAAGGAGUUCUGGCAGUACAGCUUCGAUGAAAUGGGUAAAUAUGAUAUUCCAGCAGAGCUGAACUUCAUCAUGAAUAAAACUGGACAGAAGCAUAUUUACUAUAUUGGUCACUCUGAAGGGUCAACUGCAGGCUUCAUAGCAUUUUAUACACACCCUGAGCUGGCCAAACAGGUGAAAGUGUUCUUUGCUCUGGGCCCAGUAACUACAUGCUCACAUGCUACAAGCCCUCUGGUUAAGUUAAUAAAGCUUCCUGAACCACUGCUCAGGCCUGUGCUUGGCUGCAAAGGAGCUGCACACCAGAUUGGAUUUCUGAAAGGACCUGUGACACAGCUCUGUACAAGCCUGGAUAAGUUUUGUGCCCAUGUUCUGUGUUACAUAGCUGGAGGCAGUGUAAAAAAUAUCAACACGAGUCGGGUGGAUAUGUACGUGGGACACUCCCCAGCUGGAACAUCAGUACAGAACGUGUUUCAUUGGCGACAGCUGGCAUUUACAGAGCAGUUUCAAGCUUAUGACUAUGGCUCUAAGGAAAACAUGAAGAAAUACAACCAGACUGCUCCUCCUGUGUACAAGAUAGAGGAGAUAAAGAUACCAACUGCUGUUUGGAGUGGUGGACAGGACACAUUUGCAGACCCUAAAGACAUGGCAAGGCUCCUUCCUCGGAUUACUAAUCUCAUUUACCACGAGAAUGUUCCUGCAUGGGGACACCUUGAUUUCAUCUGGGGCCUUGAUGCAACUGAGAAAAUGUAUGUGAAAAUCAUUGAAUUAAUGAAGAAAUAUUUUUGAAACCAUGAGCAGAGUGCUGAUUGUAAAAUUUCUAUUUGGCAUAAGGGUGGUAUCUGGGGAAGAGGUAAAGACACAGGCACACAUAAUGAAUACUUCCAUAGGUAUUUAUUUGUUUUUAUUUAUUUCCUGCUUUUCUCAUAAUUUGAGUGUUACCAUGGUGUUAUUGUGACUGCUGUCUUCCUGAGAAGUCUGAAGUAUAUAAGAAUGAAAGCUGAAAACAUGGAUAUAUUUGAGUCAUUCUCAUGCCCAAUUUUUGUCUUCCUGUGAAGACCCAAAAUAUGAUUUGGUCUUUGCUCUGUUGAAAUAAAAAUUUUGUUUAAAUUAAAUUAUUGAUCCCCUUGACAGACAACCUGUCUUUUUUUUUCCCUCCUCAAAUUACCCUUUAACACAAGCAAGAAAUCUUCAAGCACAAGAAACUGAGCAGAUAAUAGAUGACUUCAAAACAUCAAAGAAUCCAACCUCAAAAUAAUUGAUAGAAGUAUUCCUCUUCCUUCCAAAUUCCUUCUAAGAAUCACCCAAAUGUUAGUUCACACAUCCUGAACCCCUCACAGUUUCAAAGACCAUGGAAUAAAGGAAUAAAGAGAUGUAGACCCACCCAGCAGGUGCACCCCAGGCAAUGCAGCUCCCACCCUGUGAAUUGUUCUUCACACUGGCAGUGAAGCUGUUGCAAGCACUCUGAGCUGUCUCCAUUCACUUUUACACAGCUCUGUCUGGGCCAUUUGGGUCCAAACAGUUCCUAAAACAUGGGAAAGCAGUUGGAUGUUUUCCCUUUCUGGCCAUUAGCCCUAAGAGAUGGUGUCUUCAUAAUCCAUUCAAGUGCCUCUCCUCACCUACAAGCUGAUCUGGAGUGUCUGUCCCCAGACUGCACACAGAAUGUUCCUUAUUACAGGCUCCAGCAAGGAACUUUGUUUCACUGACUGUUUCUGGUUGCAGCCUCAAGCUCAUCUUGUUCAGCCAAGACCCUUUGUAGUUGAUUUGAUAUCCAAUACCACAGCUAGAGUGAAAAAUAUAUCUGUCUUUGCAACACAGGAAAACUUGUCCAUGCACCUACUGUAGCACCCAUUAGCAAUGCUGUACUGCACUUCUGGCAGUUACAGGAAAAGGC
Messenger RNA from Oenanthe melanoleuca, 4421 nucleotides. RefSeq names its product lysosomal acid lipase/cholesteryl ester hydrolase-like. The record is from RefSeq and is a predicted model, not a curated record. Bases 2108 to 3316 code for a protein of 402 amino acids. The transcript has 10 exons. Gene Ontology annotation, biological process: lipid metabolic process. Lineage: Eukaryota; Metazoa; Chordata; Aves; Passeriformes; Muscicapidae. Gene Ontology annotation, molecular function: hydrolase activity, acting on ester bonds.